AUGAUCGGCGGUUCUAUGGAAUCUUUCGGAAUCAUCGUCAUUCUGGGUUUUGUCAUGGCCAUAAUCUAUGUGUUCAUCGAUUUAAGAAGAUGUGUUAUCGACCCCCACCACUCAUACAUUCAAGUAACUCAUGCUUCGCUUGCCGAGUUCAAUAGGACCACCAUCAACACCCUCCAUUAUAAUCUCUUACUCCAUAUCACCCUCCAAAACCCCAACAACAAUUUCGACGUCUAUUAUGAUAGCAUGGUAGUCAUGGCUUAUUAUGAAAACCAGAGGUUUAUUAUGGAGAAUCACUCGCAUGUAGUUUACCAAGGGAAGAGAAACACAACUCAUCUCACACUGUCACUCAAAGGAGAGAAGGACAUGGACAACACUAUUGGGGUGGUUGAGGAGGGGCAUCAUCAAGAGCGUCUUGAUUCCGAGGUUGAGCAGAAGCAGCAACAAUGCAGAUGUGACAACAAUGGUGAUGAAAGAAACAAGAAGUCUGGAUAUGAUAUUCUCGUCAGGUUCUAUCUUGAAACUACUGCAAUGCCAAACCCUAAGUCGUUCAUCAGGAUGAAUUGGAUGGGGAACUCUCAAUUCACAUGUAACUUGAAAAGGGUUCCAUUGAUCACAGCGUCUAAUUAUAAUCCUCGUUCCUUCAUGAAUAAUAUUGCCAAGUGUAAUACCGAUUUCUAUCGCGUAUCUCAUCCUCCUGGCAGUGGUUGA
Fragaria vesca subsp. vesca is the source of this 708-nucleotide messenger RNA. RefSeq lists its product as uncharacterized. The transcript has a single exon. Gene Ontology annotation, biological process: defense response to other organism. NCBI's taxonomy places the organism in Eukaryota, Viridiplantae, Streptophyta, Magnoliopsida, Rosales, Rosaceae. The record is from RefSeq and is a predicted model, not a curated record. The coding region runs from base 1 to 708 and encodes 235 amino acids.